UGUGAGUGUGUAAGUGUGAGAGAGAGAGUGUGAGUGUGUGAGUGUGAGAGAGUAAUAGUGAGAGAGAGAGUGUGAGUGUGUGAGUGUGAGAGAGAGAGUGUGAGUGUGUGAGUGUGAGAGAGAGAGUGUGAGUGUGUGAGUGUGAGAGAGAGAGUGUGAGUGUGUGAGUGUGAGAGAGAGAGUGUGAGUGUGAGUGUGAGAGAGAGUGUGAGUGUGAGAGAGAGAGUGUGAGUGUGAGAGAGAGAGUGUGAGUGUGUGAGUGUGAGAGAGAGAGUGUGAGUGUGUGAGUGUGAGAGAGUAAUAGUGAGAGAGAGAUUGUGUGGAUGAUGGUAGUGGUGCUGGUAUUACUGGGAGGUAGUGGUAGCGUGGUGUUCAGCAUGGAUUACGGGGUUCUGAUGGCCGCUGUUCUCCUCCUGUGGAUCAGUUCAGCUAAAGCUGCAGGAUUGGACAGUCUGCAGUCAGUAUCUGAGGGAUGUACGCUGGGACAGUUUCCGUGUGGGAAUCUGAGUGUGUGUUUGCCGCAGGUUCUGCACUGUAACGGCAUCGAGGACUGUCCCAACGGAGCCGACGAGGAGCACUGCGGCGAUAACAGCGGUUGGGCUGACUUCUUUGACAGAACGAUUAAGAGAUCCUUCCCCGUGGAGCUGUCCACAGACUGCUUUCUGCAGCAGUUCCCGGAUGGAUGUCAGUGCUCUGUGCUGGAGCUGCAGUGUGUUCGGAUCAGGCUGAGGUCCAUCCCACACGUCUCGUCUAACGUCUCGUCUCUGUCUUUAAAGAGCAAUGAGAUCCGAGUUCUACCUGAAGAGGCCUUCAUCAAAUACACAGAGCUCCAGAGGCUUGUGUUUUGUUGUGUGUGUUUCAGAUUUCUUCAGGAUAACUGUAUAAACUCUGUGUCUAAUCAAGCUUUUCGUGGAUUAUUCAAACUGCAGAAACUAUCUCUGAGCCAAAACUGCAUCUCUGAGUUAAAAGCUGGAGUCUUCUCUGACCUGCAGCAGCUCAACUGGCUAAUUCUGGACGACAAUCCUCUGAAGACCAUCACUGUGAACACCUUCACCGGCCUGAAGUCGCUCUUCUUUCUGUCUAUGGUGAACACCUCGCUGGAGCUCUUACCUUCAUCCAGACUCUGCACUCACAUGCCCGCUCUCAACUGGCUGGAUUUUGAAGGGAAUCGUCUUCAGAUGCUGAACUACUCCACCCUGCUCUCCUGUGAUGAGCUGACUGUGCUGUCACUGCGGGCCAAUCAGAUUACGGUUCUGCUGGAGAACACCUUUCAUGGGCUGCGUGUGCUCGGAGAGCUGGACCUCUCCAGUAAUCAGAUCACCGAGCUUCCAGUCAGCAUCUUCAACGACCUGCAGGCUUUACAGAUACUGAAUCUCUCCCAGAAUCCACUGGUCCACAUCCACCAGAGCCAGUUUGAUCAUCUCACUCAGCUCCAGUCUCUGGGUCUGGAGGGUGUGGAGAUCCCCAACAUCGAACCCUGCAUGUUCCAGCCAAUGAAGAACCUCUCCCACAUAUACUUUAAGAAGUUCCAGUACUGCUCCUACGCUCCGCACGUCAGGAAGUGCAAACCCAACACUGACGGCAUCUCGUCCUUCGAGGACCUGCUGGCCAGCGUGAUCCUGCGCGUGUCUGUGUGGGUCAUGGCCUUCAUCACCUGCUUCGGAAACCUCUUCGUCAUCGGCAUGAGGACCCUCAUUCGGGCUGAGAACAACCUGCACGCCUUCUGCAUCAAGGUGUUGUGCUGUGCGGACUGUCUGAUGGGGGUGUACCUGUUCUUCGUGGGCGUGUUCGAUCUGAAAUUCCGUGGAGAAUACAAUAAGAACGCUCACGUCUGGAUGGAGAGUCUGGAGUGCCGCACCAUCGGGUUCCUGGCCAUGCUCUCGUCUGAAGUGUCCGUCAUGCUGCUGACCUACCUGACCUUAGAGAAGUUCCUGGUCAUCGUGUUCCCGAUGAGUCACCUGCGGCCGGGCAGGAAUCAGACCUUCGUGGUUCUGGGUGUGAUCUGGCUGCUGGGCAUGUCCAUCGCCGCCGUGCCGCUGCUCAGCGAGGAGCUGUUCGGAAAUUAUUACGGACACAACGGCGUCUGUUUCCCCCUGCAUUCAGACCGCGUCGAGAAACCCACCGCCAGGGGCUAUUCUACAGGCAUCUUCCUGGGACUGAAUCUGCUGGCGUUCCUCAUCAUCGUGAUCUCCUACUCCAGCAUGUUCUACUCCAUCUAUAAAACAGGGAUUAACGCCACAGAUCUGCGCAGUCGGCUGCAUAAAGACGUGGCCGUGGCCAACCGCUUCUUCUUCAUCGUGUUCUCUGAUGCCCUCUGCUGGAUCCCCAUAUUCCUGGUGAAAAUCCUCUCCCUGCUGCAGGUGGAGAUCCCGGGAACCAUCACAUCCUGGGUGGUGAUCUUCAUCCUGCCCAUCAACAGUGCCUUAAACCCCAUCCUCUACACGCUGACCACCAGCUUCUUCAGAGAGCAGGUGGAGCUGCUUCUGUGCCAGUGGCAGAGACACACGUCCCUCAAGAAGGAGCGCAAGAGCUUGACCACCUCGGUUAUGGACAUGGAGCCGUCGCGGCGUCAGUACUGCCCGGGCGGCUUCCUGCCGCGGACCUCCAUCCUGGACAUGGAGGGAAAUUUCAGAUGAAGCUCAGAGGAACGUUCAGAGAUUACGGGAUUUUACUACCUGAGCGUUUAGGAGACGAGGCUUGGUCCCCCAGGUGCUGCUCAGAGACUGGAGGUGGAGAGCUGCUUCACGUAGCCUUCCAGUGACCCACAACCUUACCAGACAUGAUAUUCAUGAACUGAUAAACACAUAUCAUACUCAGAAAUACAUUUUCAGGUAGAGCUUUAAAGACCUUUUUUAUCUGAAACAGAUAAGAGACUUUCAUGAAGACGUGCAGCUAAGCAUUAAUUGCUAUGAAAAGCAUUGUAGCAUUAACUUCACUGUAAAAUAUGAUUAAAAACCUUUUUAUAAAUAAGAAAAAACUCAUUACACUUCAUAUACAGAAGCCACAAUCAGGGAUUUGUGAUGCUAUACGUGUUAAGCUACAUACAUGUUGUUACACAUGAUGUCCAACAAGGACAUCAAGGUCAUCAUAUUGUUCCAAAUAAAGAUCUACGGGUCUAAACUGCCUUUUUUUUUCUUUGUGGAAAAUCGAAUUAAGUAUAUCAAAAUAUCACAAUAAAAAAAAAUACAUACUGUAUAUAAUACAUAUAAUUGUGUACUUUUUUUCGUUCGUGGUUUACAUGUAAAGAUUGGUGUCAGACAGUGGUUCAUUUAAGAGCCACUAAACCCUAAACCACAUAUUUUUUCAUUAAUAGCUAAAAUGUGUUCAUUUAAAGAAAUAAAACAUACCAGUGCUGCUUAUUUUUUAUUUUAUAUUUAAAAAAUCUAACCUAAACCUAAAAUCUAAAGGCUUUUAUUGUAGUAAUUUCUGGGUCUCUCACACUGCUGCUGCAGCAGCUCAGCCAAUCAGCUCUCCUUUCUGCCCCACCCCUAAACCCAUACAUCACCCAGUUCCCCUCCCAAACUACCCCUCCAAUUUUGUAGCCUUUUUCAAAUUUGAGAUAAGGGUGGAGUCAGCUAAAAUCAGGGAGUUAGUUAAUUUUCUUUUUAUUCAGAUUUUACAUAGAGUACC
Molecule: messenger RNA, 3630 nt
Organism: Astyanax mexicanus (Mexican tetra)
Lineage: Eukaryota; Metazoa; Chordata; Actinopteri; Characiformes; Acestrorhamphidae
Gene: rxfp2b
Product: relaxin family peptide receptor 2b
Exons: 18
Coding region: 324-2636 (770 amino acids)
Biological process (GO): G protein-coupled receptor signaling pathway
Cellular component (GO): membrane
Molecular function (GO): protein binding; G protein-coupled receptor activity
Source: RefSeq, a predicted model, not a curated record